Molecule: messenger RNA, 1446 nt
Organism: Pelmatolapia mariae (spotted tilapia)
Lineage: Eukaryota; Metazoa; Chordata; Actinopteri; Cichliformes; Cichlidae
Exons: 1
Coding region: 92-637 (181 amino acids)
Biological process (GO): protein dephosphorylation
Cellular component (GO): cytoplasm
Molecular function (GO): MAP kinase tyrosine/serine/threonine phosphatase activity
Source: RefSeq, a predicted model, not a curated record
GUACCUCGCUGCCCCAGCCGUGCGCGCGCUGGCGCGAUUUGUAUCAUGGAAAUGAACAAACUGUGAAGCAUCGCUGAAUGUGACGUUAUCUAUGCAUCAGCCAGCUCCGUCGGCUCUCUCGGGGCUGUGCCGAGUCACCGACUGUCUUUACCUGAGUAAUGCCCGAGCGGCCGGUGAUCCCCGCCAGGUGACUGGCUGCGGGAUAACCUGCAUCAUCAACGUCACUGAGAAAAAGGGCAGCGUCUCGCCCCCUCCAGGGGUGGAGUACUUCCACAUCCCGGUCUCUGAUACCCCGGUCUCUCGACUCAGCGAUCACUUUGACGAGGUGGCGGAUAAAAUCCAGGUUACAGCGGAGAGCAGCGGCCGCACGCUGGUGCACUGCAACGCCGGGGUGAGCCGCUCCGCAGCCCUGUGCAUGGCUUACCUAAUGAAGCACCGCGGCGUGAGCCUCCUAGAGGCCCACGGCUGGGUCAGGACCUGUCGCCCUGUCGUGAGACCCAAUAACGGGUUCUGGAAACAGCUCAUCCAGUAUGAGGGGGAGCUUCGUGGUUGCAACUCUGUCCGCAUGGUGUCCUCAUCCAUGGGAGAGAUACCUGACAUUUAUGAAGAGGAGGCCAGGAAUAUGAUGCCACUGUGAGGGAAGCACGCUUCUUUGUGUGUGGUGGGAAAGUGGGACAUAAUUUCACAAUGAUCUGCAGUGUGCUGGCCUUAACUGUAAAAUCCUGUGCAGCCUUGAAAGGAAGCAUAAACAGUGAAUGCGUUUCCUUCAGGCCCUCAUAAUAAUGGGCAGUUGUGCAGAGUAACAGUGAGCUACUGUAUAAUUUUUGCCUGCCGUGGUUUUUCCAUGGUGCAUUUGGCCACCUCUUGAUUAUGUGAGAUUUUUGGUGAGCUCAGGAACCGCUUGCAGAUAUGAACCCUCCAUCAUUCUGCAAAAUGCUCAAACAUCCAGGAGGAGUGAGAUUUACCACAACAGGAGCUCUAAAGAUAGGCUUGUAGUAGGCUUCUACUCAAUGUGACUAAAUGCUGCUCCACUAUCUUUCAGAUCAAUGUGUACUUUUUAUACCACAACAUUUAUCUGAAAAAUUACAGGAUGUCAUAUUAAAGGAUUCAAAGCUUAUAAAAUACAACAGAAUAAAUGAGUGAUUGCCAUUCUCAUUGAGUUAUUCCACAUAAAAUUAACCAAAUCCCUCAAUAAGGCAAAUAGUAUCAUCUGCACUAUUAACACCGAUCGAAGAAAAAUGGCAGCCACGAAAUUCUCUUGAGUCAUAAGGAAUCAUUGCUGGAAGAUGAUCCUAGUACCAAAAUGUAAAGUUUACACAUUGUACUUUUUUUUGGGGGGGGGGGGUGAUGAGUCAUCAGAAAAACAUCCAGGUGACGGUUCUUGUUUCUGUUAUUCUGCGUCACUGUAAUAAUAAAAAUAUUUUUGGCUUUAGAGUGCAACACUGA